AUGGAGAAUGUAAGAGUGAUGGAUCAAAGAGGGGGGAUAUCUAUAGUGUGUGAGAGAGAGACUGACGGUUAUAUGAGAGUGGGAGAGGUUGGGAGAGAGAGGGAGAGGAGAGAGAAAGAGAGGGAGAGAGGGAAGAAAGGAAAGGGAGAGAGGGAGAGGGAAAAAGUAGCAGAGAAAGAGAGAGAGCGAGUCACAACCUGCAACUACACCAACAACAAUGCAGCAACCUGGAUCUACACCAACAAUCCAGCAACCUGCAACUACACCAGCAACAAUGCAACAACCUGCAACUACACCAGCAACAAUGCAGCAACCUGGAUCUACACCAACAAUCCAGCAACCUGCAACUACACCAGCAACAAUGCAGCAACCUGCAACUACACCAGCAACAAUGCAGCAACCUGGAUCUACACCAACAAUGCAACAACCUGGAUCUACACCAACAACAAUGCAGCAACCUGGAUCUACACCAACAACAAUGCAACAACCUGCAACUACACCAGUAACAAUGCAACAACCUGCAACUACACCAGCAACAAUGCAGCAACCUGCAACUACACCAGCAACAAUGCAGCAACCUUCAACUACACCAGCAACAAUGCAGCAACCUGCAACUACACCAGCAACAAUGCAGCAACCUUCAACUACACCAGCAACAAUGCAGCAACCUCAACAAUGCAGCAACCUGCAACAAUGCAGCAACCUGCAACUACACCAACAACAAUGCAGCAACCUGCAACUAAACCAGUAACAAUGCAGCAACCUGCAACUACACCAGCAACAAUACAGCAACCUGCAACUACACCAGCACAAUGCAGCAACCUGCAACUACACCAGCAACAAUGCAGCAACCUGCAACUACACAAACAACAAUGCAGCAACCUGCAACUAAACCAGUAA
This is a messenger RNA of Haliotis rufescens (red abalone), 900 nucleotides long. RefSeq lists its product as uncharacterized. The transcript is spliced from 3 exons. The coding region runs from base 1 to 900 and encodes 299 amino acids. The record is from RefSeq and is a predicted model, not a curated record. NCBI's taxonomy places the organism in Eukaryota, Metazoa, Mollusca, Gastropoda, Lepetellida, Haliotidae.